Hibiscus syriacus is the source of this 5596-nucleotide messenger RNA. RefSeq lists its product as uncharacterized. NCBI's taxonomy places the organism in Eukaryota, Viridiplantae, Streptophyta, Magnoliopsida, Malvales, Malvaceae. The coding region runs from base 2598 to 3443 and encodes 281 amino acids. The transcript is spliced from 5 exons. The record is from RefSeq and is a predicted model, not a curated record.
UAAAAUGUUCUAAAGUCGUAAUCAGUUACCUUGAAACAACUCUACCACUCCUCUUCCAACUUCCCGAAUUCAUUUCCUCGCCAAAAGUAUCCAACUCCACCGCCCACCGUCGCCCAAGGGAAAACUGCCUAUAAUAAAUGGAUUCAAUUCUCCAUGCUCAAUCCCUAUCCCUCACUCGCCUACGCGCCACUUCGACCUUCACUCGCCACAUGCCUUGCCAGCUCAUCUUCCGCCCCGUCCACCGCCUCCUCUUUCCGUUAUCGCCCCUCAACGCUAGCUUUGGUUCUCGCAGGUCCGUUGUUGCUGCUAGCGGCACUCUCACCGCCAAUUCCGUUUUGCCAAGAGGUGGAGUAUAUACAGUUGGAGAUUUUAUGACAAGAAAAGAGGAUUUGCAUUUGGUAAAUCCAACAACAACUGUUGAUGAAGCACUGGAAGCUCUUGUUGAACACAGAAGCACCGAUUUUCCUGUUAUUGAUGAUGAUUGAAAACUGGUUGGACUUGUUUCUGAUUAUGACUUGCUAGCAUUGGACUCCAUAUCUGGGCAGUGGACUGAGAACGACUUGUUUCCUGAAGUUGAUAACACUUGGAAAGUAAGCAAGAAUUGUCUCUCUUCUUGAUGUAGAUGCAUCUUGCUUUAUCAGAACUCGUUGCCUUUCACAUAGUUUUAUAUUAUUCAUUUUCAGGACUUUUAAAACAUUUAACUCCUGUUAAUUAUAUCUUAUAUCGGGAAUAACCGUUUUCUCUCUCGAUAGCAGGUUUAUUGAUUUUGGGUUUUAGGGUUUCUUUCCCUGGUUUUCAUCGUUCGAGUAUGUUGAAAUUUGCUGAGAUGGAUUCUGUUUGACUGCUCUUCGCCAUAGAUUGGAGGAGUUUGUUUUCUGGCGUUGAGGAGCAAUCGCUGGACUUCUUCCCUCCGGAGUGCUGUGAGGGUGCUACGACGGUAGUUCCUCCGGUUGAUGUUUUUGAGGAGGGGUUUUUGGAGUGGCAAUUCUCUCUGGUGGGGCAAGUUAUUGGGUCGGCUCCCAAUUUUGGUUCCUUGCAGAAACUGGUGGAGAUUAUGUGGGGGAAAUCGAUGGUCAAGGUUAGUAUAGCUGGUUCUAACCUUUAUGUUUUCUCAUUUGUUAAUGGGGCUAGUCGUGACUGGGUGUUUGAGAACGGCCCCUGGCAUAUUCAGCACAAGCCUUUGGUGUUGAGAAAGUGGGAGCCUAAUCUAAAGCGGCUUGAUUUUAAUCUGGAAAGGAUGCCAAUUUGAGUUCAGCUCUUCAAUGUUCCUCUUGAGCUGUUCUCCAAGAAAGGGCUGAGUUAUAUAGCUAGUGCCAUGGGUGUUCCAUUGUACAUGGACUCAAUCACGACUGCUAAGGAACGACUAGAAUUUGUUGAGGCUUGCGUUGAGGUUGGUGCUAGGUUGCCUCGUUCGGUUGCAAUCAGGUUGCGAGAUGGGUCUAUUUGUACUGUGAAGGUGAUCAUUCCUUGGUUCCCUUCGUGCUGCUCUAAAUGUAGAAUAUUUGGUCACUCGGAUAAGAUGUGCACUGCUGGUGGAGUUGAAGGAAGGAAGGAGUGGAGAGUUAAGGAUAAGGCUCCUGAAAUGUCAGACAAAUUGAUUGUGUUGGGUAAUUCAGAUCAAGGGAGAGUAAAAAGUAGUGUGGGACUACCUUUGGUUGAAACUGGUCUGCAAGCUAUUAUAGAAAAGGAGAAUGUUGGGCAGAAUCAUGCUGCUGAUAAUGAUAUUACUGGGUUAGUUUUUGAGAAUAAUGAGAAGGCAGGGGAGUUGUCUCUUAAGAAACAAUUAACUAUUGUUGUAGUUAAUGAUAUGUCUAGGCCAGUUCAAGUUGUUAAUGAAAAGACUGGGGAGCUUUCUAUGGAGGUUCAAUCAGUUGUUGGGAAAACAAUGACUAAUAUGAUAUUAAGCAAGGCUGCUGGCUGUUUAGUACAAGGGAAUUCUAAGGGGGAUGAUGCUUUGCCUCUUGAUCCUGCAUCUAAUCGAAGAGGCAGGGGAAAAAAGGUGAAAAGAAUAAGGGACAUGUUGGCUCUUCUAACAAAUUCAAAGUUCUGGGUUCUUUGUUGGAAGAGGUCGAGGGAGUGGGUAGGAGGCCUAGAUUAGCUUCCCAAGGUGUUGUUAACAUCCUCCAGGAAAUGAAAGUAAAGAAGAAAGAUAAUCUUGAUAAGACAAAGAAGCUUGGUGAAGUGGGAAGCACAAACAUUAUCUCUGUCUCAUGACUGUGGUCUUUUGGAAUGUUAGGGGAUUUAAUCAUCCCAAAAAAUAGAAAAGUAUUAUGAGUCGUAUUGAUAAUAUGCAAGCUGAGGUUAUAUGUUUGCUUGAAACUCGGGUUAAAGAGAAUAAGGCCAUUGAUGUUAUUGCACAGUUUGUUGGAGAAUGGAAUUAUUGUUGCCCGGAAAAUGGCAGAAUAUGGGUUAUAUGGAAGAAGUACUUGUAGUUUUCAGUUCUGAAAGUGGAUGAUCAGUCUAUUUCCAUUUAGGGUUGUUAGGGGGGUAAGAGUGUUAUUAUUUCUGUUGUGUAUGACAGUAAUAGUGGUGCUUCUAGAAAAAAGCUCUGGAGUCAACUUUCUGAUGUUAGUAUACUGACUGACAACAAUGCUUGGAUGGUUGGGGGUGACUUUAAUGUCACUGCUGAUUCUAUGGAGAGUUCUAACAAUGAGAAUGGACAUUUCACUCCAGAAAUGGAAGACUUGAGAAACUGUUUGACAAGUCUGGGCUUAGUGGAUCACCCCUACUUUGGGCCUGUGUUCACUUGGUCAAAUAAACAUGAAGAGGGUUUCAUAGCUAGGAAACUUGAUAGAGUUAUGGUCAAUGAUCAAUGGUGUGAGGCGUUUCCAAACUCUCAUGUGGAGUUUCAAGCCCCUGGAGUUUCUGAUCACUGCAUGGCAGUAGCUUGGCACACUCAUGAGAGUCUUGCUUCAAGACCAAAGCCCUUUAAAUUUUUUAAUUUCUGGGCUUUGCACCUUGAUUUUAAGGAGGUGGUGGGGCUAUCUUGGACUGAGGCUGCACUGGGGGAUCCUAUGCAAGCCCUGUUUUAUAAAUUGAAGAGAUUGAAGCCUAUAUUGAAAGCCCUUAAUAAAAGAUGCUACUCUGACGUUUCUAAGAAAGUUGCUGAUAAAAGGGAACAAUUAGAGAAGCAGCAGAUUGUGAUUCUUACUGGAGGGAAUUCAAGUGAUAUGGAAAAUGAAAGGAAACUAGGCCAAGAGCUGAAUGAAUUAGAAAAGGCUGAAAGAUUAUUCUAUCAGCAGAAGGCUAAGGUUGACUGGCUACUUGAUGGGGAUCAGUGCACUAAGUUCUUCCAUUCUCAGGUAGCAGUCAAAAGGAAGAAAAACACUAUUAGAGUCCUUGUUGAUGAUGAUGGGAAUAAAUUGGAAACUUUUGAUUCCAUGGCUGCAGAAUUGGUGAACUAUUUUACAAGGCAGAUUGGUUCUAUUGAUGACAAUGUGUAGGGGUGUUCUGAUGAAUUUUUGAAGGAUUUGUUGGGGUACUCCUUUCCUGAAGGUGCUAGUGAAGACUUGACUAAAUCUGUUACUAAUGAUGAGAUUAAAAUGGCUAUCUGGAAUCAAGGCAAGGAUAAAGCCCCUGGCCCUGAUGGUUACACUGCUGGUUUCUUUCAAUCUGCUUGGGACAUAGUUGGAGCUGAUUUUAUAGUUGUUGUUAGGUAUUUUUUUAAAACCUCUAGAUGUUGCCUGCUUUUAAAUCUAUUGUUGUUGCAUUAGCUCCUAAGAAGCCUAACUCUUGUAAAGCAAUGGACUUUAGACCCAUAUCUUGUUGCACUGUAUUUUACAAGACUGUUACUAAAAUAUUGGUGAGUAGACUGGUCAAGUACCUUCCUGAGAUGAUUACUCUCAACCAGUCAGCCUUUGUGAGGGGAAGAAAUAUUGAAAGUAAUACUCUCUUGGCUCAAGAGCUUGUUAGAGGGUAUGGCAGGAGCUCUAUUUCCCCCAUAUGUGCCAUAAAAGCUGAUUUACAUAAAGCUUUUGACUCUUUGAGCUAGAAGUUUUUGCUUGCUGCUUUGAAGGGGUUGGGGCUACCUGACCAGUUUAGGAACUGGAUUGUGGCAUGUGUUAUGGACUCUAGAUUCUCUAUUGUUUUGAAUGGCAGUCUUGUGGGUUUCUUCAGAGGUAAAAGAGGAGUUAGGCAAAGGGACCCUCUUUCCCCUUACUUGUUUUUCAUAGCUAUGAACAUCCUAUCCGAAUUGUUGAACACUGCUACCUUAGAAAAAAUAUUCCAGUUUCAUCCUAAGUGCAAAAGAGUACAUUUAACUCACUUAUGUUUUGCAGACGAUCUGCUUAUUUUUUGCAAAGGUAGUUUGGACUCUAUAGUAGGAGUUUAAUGUGUAUUGGAUAGGUUCUAUGAGAUGUCUGGGAUUAGGCUUAAUGCCUCUAAGACUGAAGUUUUCAUUGUUGGUGUGAAUGGUAAUCAAAGGAGUUUGAUUCAAGAGAUCACUGGAUUUACUAUAGGUUGCCUUCCAGUAAGAUACUUGGGGGUUCCUCUUGUCCCCAGGAAGUUGAUUGAGAAAGAUUGUGCUAGUUUAGUGGAGAAAGUUAAAGCAAAGUUGGAGCUUUGUUCUAACAGAUGGCUGAGUUAUGUAGGUAGACUGUAGCUGGUGAAGGCUAUUUUGUUCAGCAUUGCCAACGUCUGGUGAAGGCAACUAAUUUUGCCUGCUGCUGUUGUUAGGAGAGUGAACCAGCUUUGUGUCAGAUUCUUUUGGAAAGGAGGGGAUGUCCCAGCUAAGGGAGCUCGUGUGAGCUGGGAGUUUAUCUGUACUCCUAAGUCUGAGGGGGGCUUGGUCUUAAGCAUUUACAAUGCUGGAACAAAGCAUGUAUUAUGCUAUUGGUAAAGGAAUUGCUUAUUGCUGAGGGAUCUUUAUGGGUUGCUUGGGGUGAGAUCUUAUGUUCUUAAGGGGGUGGACUUCUGGUCUAUUGAGAGCAAGCCUUCUUUCAGUUGGAGUAUGCGGAAGAUCCUGAAAACCAGAGAUGACUUACAACCUUUGUUCUUAGGUACUAUGAAUUGGGGCAUGGUAAAUGCUCGCUGGAUAUGGCAGGAGAUUAGGGGGAGAAGUGUGAAGGUUGAUUGGCAUAAGAUUAUUUGGUUUCCAAUGCACAUACCAAAACACUCGCUAAUUGCUUGGAUGGCUAUUUUAGAUAGGCUGCCAACUACUGAUAGACUUGCUCAUUUGAGAAUUGAGGUGAAUGAAAAGUACAGAUUGUGUGAAGUUGUGCCUGAGACUCGUAGUCAUAUUUUCUUUGAAUGCUCGUUCUCGAAGGCUAUUUGGGAGGGAAUUGCACGACUGUGCAACGUUAACAGAGCUGUGGGGACUUGGGAGGAGGAGUUGAGCUGGGCAAUUUCUCGAUUUAAAGGAAAAUCUUUCCCUGUGUUUAUCCUUAGAGUUGCUUGGUGUGCUUACAUUUACUGUGUUUGGGAGGAGAGGAAUCAUAGAUAGAUUAGGGGGAUUAGUAGAGAUAUUGUAAAUGUGAUAAAUUGUAUUAAAAAGAUAGUUAGAGUAAAAGCUGCUAGAAUAGUGAUUAAGAGCAGUGUGAUUAAUUGUAAUCUUUGCCUUGCUUGGGGGAUUGCUACCUCCUAGAAGGUUUGUUUUGGU